GCAUCACAUACCCAGACUCACCAAUAUUGCAUUCUUCGGCCGCAGUAUUGAUAUCGAUACCCUGACCAAGGUGUUAUACCGUGCUUGGGGCAAUGGCAGAAGGGUCAACCGACUCUUCGGCCUCGGCGAAGAUGGACCCAGCGUCGUCGAAACCUCAAGCUACCGCUGCGCAAGAUGCAGUUCCGAAGGCGAUACCGAAACCUAGCGAAGGAAACCCGGCGUUCCGCAUGAUGGGUUUGCCUCGUUGGAGACCACGACUCCCAUCUCGCAACUGGAUGAUUUUCCUCUCUACUGUUUCUGCAUUCACUGGAGCGUGGUGGUACGAUCGACGCGAGAUCAAACGCGCCCAGAAGAAAUGGUGCGACGAGGUGGCCACCCUGGCUGAGCAACCGCUCCCGCCGAACCGUAUGCCACGACGGAUCACCGUCGUCCUCGGCACGUUCCCUGGCGACGGCUUGCUGAACAUGCGGGAGCACUUCCACGACUACGUCAAGCCGGUUCUCCUCGCUUCCGGGCUGGAUUGGGAUGUGAUCGAAGGAAGGAAAGAGGGGGAGAUCCGGGCACAGGUGGCGGAGCGGAUACGGGAGGCGCGGCAAAAGAACGGGGAGAAAGGCGCUUCGAGCGAGGAGCCGGUCGUGAACGCUCCGUUUGACCUGGAAGAGGCAAGGCGAGCUCAAGGGAUAUACAUGGAAGGUUCGGAGCGGCGGGACGGACCCCUUCGUGGAGAUUUGGUGAUCGGGCGACAUGCGUGGAAAGAAUAUAUCCGGGGUCUGCAUGAAGGAUGGCUCGGUCCGCUCGAUCCCCCUAAAGUGGAAGAACCGGCGAAAGAUGCAGAGCCGGCAGUUGUGCACGAGGCGAACCCGGCGGUGCCAGCCUCUCCGGUUUCAUCGAUGGCGGAAAUCAUGACGAAAGAUGGAGCCACGGAAGGAACCAAUGCCGAGCCGCCAAAGGAGAGCGAGGAGAAGGAAAAGAAGGAGGAGGAGAAGAAGGAGGAGGAAAAGAAGAAGAAGAAGCGCCCACAACCCGUGCCGUUUAUCACUCCGUCCGAAUAUCCUGCGGCCGAACUCUCGCCUAAUACCCCCAAAGAACUCGGUCCGUCCGCGGUGGUCACGUUCCCCCAUAUCAUGGGAUUCCUGAACAGCCCGCAACGACUCUACCGAUUCUUAAACCGGCGAUAUCUAGCUGACGACACCGGACGCGAGGUGGCAGCGGUUGCAUUUGGCCAUUAUCGACCGUACGCGCGCCACGACGAGUCACACGAGCCGUCGGAACUCGCCUCCGAUUCGAAUUCUCCCGCAGCCAUGGGAUCCCUCUCAGAAGCGUCCAGCUCGGAGCAGCUCCAUCUCCUCCAGGAUGAGGAGAAGAAUUGGCACAAAUCGUAUCGCAAGCGCGGACUGAAGGAAGACGAAGUGCCGCCGGCGAAGGACGAGAAGGCGUCGGAUGAGGAGGUGGAGGAGAAGCCGCAUGAAUACACCUGGACCAAUGCGAUCGUAUUGGACCCGCGCAUCGCUGAUCGGAUGCGGAAGUUUGUCUACGAGCGAUAGAAUAGGGGAAGGUUCAUGGCAUUGCGGGCGUUUUCGUGGGCACUCCCUAUCGUUUCCUUGCUCACCAUCGACGUUCGUGAAGGGGGCCUUGUAUGUUUUGGAAUUGGGUAUGUAAUCUAGCAUGGGAUCAUGGAGGGAAAAAUUCUGCACAUAUCCGUAUGGGGGGCUGGGAAUCACCUGUACAAUACCUCCUCUCUAGUCGACCCGCUGCGGUUGGAUCCGGGAAGCCAGCCCGUCCAACGGUGUCAAUGUUAACAAUCACUGUACAAUUGCUU
This is a messenger RNA of Eremomyces bilateralis CBS 781.70, 1819 nucleotides long. RefSeq lists its product as uncharacterized. The record is from RefSeq and is a predicted model, not a curated record. The coding region runs from base 93 to 1544 and encodes 483 amino acids. The transcript has 2 exons. NCBI's taxonomy places the organism in Eukaryota, Fungi, Ascomycota, Dothideomycetes, Eremomycetales, Eremomycetaceae.